Messenger RNA from Paralichthys olivaceus (Japanese flounder), 679 nucleotides. Lineage: Eukaryota; Metazoa; Chordata; Actinopteri; Pleuronectiformes; Paralichthyidae. The record is from RefSeq and is a predicted model, not a curated record.
GGCGGUGGUGUUAACCAUGUGAUGCUGAGCUCCGCUCCAUCACACGCACGCCGCCUCAGCUGGUUCACUUCCUUCCCUCUGCUCCCUGCAGCUGGUGGGGCUGCUGCUGAUCGGAGUAGCAGCAUGGGGGAAAGGCUUCGGCUUGGUGUCGAGCAUCCACAUCAUCGGAGGGGUCAUCGCGGUGGGUUUCUUCCUGCUGCUCAUCGCCAUCGUAGGACUCAUCGGAGCGAUUCACCACCACCAAGUGAUGCUUUUCUUUUACAUGGUGAUUCUUUUCAUCGUUUUCCUCUUCCAAUUCGGAGUUUCCUGUUCCUGCUUGGCGAUGAACCGCGGGCAGCAGGAGGCACUUCUUAACUCCACAUGGGGAAUGUUGCAAAACAAGACCAAGACCGACCUGGAGAGUCAACUGAACUGCUGCGGGCUGCUCAACUUGACCACCAGCCGCGUACAGUUUGAGCAGGACGUGCAGAACUGUCCAGCUUUUUGCAAAAAGGACAGUGUCUGUUACUCCUGUGGGGAUAAGAUGCUGAAUCAUGCAUCAGAGGCUCUGAAGAUCCUCGGGGGCGUCGGGCUCUUCUUCAGCUUCACAGAGGUGAGCGUCCUCAGACACACAUCUUUUUAUCGUUCACUCAUUUUAUCAUUCAAGUGUGAGAGUGCAGCGUAAGGUUGUUAUUACAAU